AUGAAUAAAUCAGAAUAUGGCCCUUGGAUACAUGUUCACUUUAAAAAUAGACGCUUCAUUAAAGGUGGAGCUGGUGAUAAAGCAAAGGAUGAUAAUAAUGGGGGCAGGCUUGGAAACAGGGGAGAUGUGAAUCAAGAAAUUACUACCCAUAAGCAUAUUCUAAGUGAAAAGAAGAGUGCGGUCAUAGUGGAGAAGCUGAUCUCGGGCCCAGAAACUACUACAGUGAAAGAUAAAACUGUUGAAGACAUUCGGUCAGGUAUCUCUCUAAGUAACAAAUUUGCUGUGUUGAUUGAAGAUAGUGAAGCAGAUCUUACGGGAAAGCCGAAAGAAUAUGGUGAAUCUCAUAAUAGGAUUCUGGAAACUGCUGGCGUUAUGAGUAAUGUUAUAUCUUGCUCUAGUGGGACUACUAAAGUUAAACUUUCUAAAGAGCUGAAAUCCUUGGGGUCAAUGGAUUCAGAUUUUAAGAAGAAGAAGAGAGAUGGAAGAGGGGCUAGGAAGAAAGAGGCCGCUCUGUAUUUGAAAAAGGUUGUUAGAGAUCAAAACAUUUUCUUCAUUGGGCUUAUGGAGACAAAGAUGAUAAAUAUUGAUAGGAAGGAUGUAGAUGGCCUUAUUGGAAAGGAUUGGGAUUUUUUCCAUUUUCCUGCUGAUGGUCUUUCAGGGGGUAUCCUAGUGCUAUGGAAUAUAAAGGUUGUGACCUUUGUGGUCAUUGAGUCCUCUUCCCAAAUGAUAGUUGGAGAUCUCUCUAUCCCCAACUUGGGAUUGUGGAAGGUUGCUAUAGUGUAUGGAAGUAGAUGCUGUAAGGAGAGGGAGCUUCUUUGGAGCCAGCUUAGUUGUUGUAUGGAUAGUUCUACCCCUUAUAUUAUUGGUGGGGAUUUCAAUUUUGUUUUGAACAAAGAGGAGAAGAGAUGUGGUAAGAGGUUUCUUUUUUCUAAAGGACCUAAAGAUAUGAAGCACUUUAUGAAAAACUUUGAUUUCCAUGAUUUGGGGAGUAUUGGACCAAGAUUCACUUGGUGCAAUAACAAGGAAGGAGCCUCCAGGAUUUGGGAAAGGCUAGAUAGGUGUAUUUUGAAUUCGGUUGCACUCCAAAAGCUUCCUAUUGCUGCCACUAUGCAUCUUGCUAGGGUGGCAUCGGAUCAUAGUCCUAUUGCCUUCAAGAUGGAUGAUAAGGUGCGUAUCAAAUCAAAGACAAUCAAAUUUGAGGACACUUGGAGAUCUUAUACAGCAACCAUAAGUAUUGUGUAUCAUGCUUGGAGGAAAAAUGAUUUCGGUGAUGAAGAUUUGAAUGUGCUAAAAGAAGAACUUAAAAAGGAGAUUUUAGAUCUCCAACACAAAGAAGUCGUGGGCAUUGAUUGGUCAGCUCAAGAUCUCCUCUUACUUAGGAGUAAAAUUCAUGAUCUCAAUGUAACCUUGAAAAGAUUGUCCACUUGGUGGAAUCAAAGGGCAAAAGCAAGAUGGCAUGAGGAUGGAGACACAAAUUCAAAAAUGUUUCAUAGUUUUGCUACGGCAAGGAGGAAUGGCAAUAGAGUUAAUCAAAUCAAAGAUAUGCAAAAUAAGAUGCAAGUAGAAGAUGAUGAAAUUGAGAAGGUUUUCAUUCAACACUUUGAAGCAAAAUGGAAAUCCAUAGAUUGUGAAUUAGCGGGUUGGCCGAAAAUCUGUGAAAACCAGAAAUUGACAUCUAAAGAGGUAGCGACUCUUAAUUCUGAUUUUACGGUGGGUGAGCUACAGGAAUCAGUUUUCCAGCAAGGGAAUAAUAGAUCUCCAGAUUGGAAAGAUACCUUAAUAGUUUUGAUUACUAAGGUGAAGAAUCCUGUACUUCAAUCCAAUUAUAGGCCUAUUAGUCUUUGCCAGACUAACUACAAGAUUGCAGCUUCAAUACUAGUGAACAGGUUGAAGAAGUGUAUUCCCAAAUUGAUUACUGAAGAACAAAUGGCCUUCAUCCCAGAUGUGAGAUUUUCCAUUAUUAUUAAUGGAAAGAAUUUCAAGUGGAUCAAUGCUUGUAGUGGAUUUCGGCAAGGGUGUCCACUCUCCCCUUAUCUCUACAUCAUGUGUUCUCAAUUGAUGUCCAACUCUUUAGAGCAAAGGGGUCAAAGUCUUGGCAUUCAACUCUCUCCUAGAGGACCAAGGAUUACUCACCUUAUGUAUGCAGAUGAUGUACUUAUCUUCUCUCAUGCCUCCAAGGUGUUAGCUAAGACUUUGAAGCCUAUUGUUGAAGACUUCUGUAAAUGGACGGGGCAAAGAAUUAAUGUCAACAAAUCACAGAUUAUUUUCAGCCAGAGUGUUAGUUACCCCAUGAAGAAAAAACUUGCAAAAGUUUUUGGUUUCAAAGUGGUUAAGGAGCUAAACUACCUUGGGACAAAAAUCUCUCUUAAUAGGUUGAGGGUGGCUGGCUUUCAAGAUCUUCUUAUCAAUGCUAUGGAUAGACUUAAUGGUUGGGGUAAGAAAUCUUUUUCUAUGGGUGGUAAGAUCACUCUCAUUACAAGUUCUCUUUUAACUAUGCCAAACUUCUUAGUUACACACUCUUUGAUCCCAAAAAGUGUGUUAUAUGCCAUGGAAAAAUGUUGUAGAAGUUUCAUUUGGCAUAAAUCUGAUGCCAGCCAUAGUAUACAUUAUGUUGCUUGGGAGGAGUUAUGCAAAUCGAGAAGUAUGGGUGGGCUAGGCUUGCAGUCUCCUGUAAUGAAGGAUGGCUCUUUGAGAUCGAAGUUAGCUUGGAGUUUCAUGCAAAAGCCGGAUACCUUAUUCCACAGAUCCAUCAUAGCUAAAUAUGGGAAGGAUGUUAUGAAUGGCACACAUAAUAAAGCUACUUCUAUGGUUUGGCAGAUCUUAUCAGAUGGAGGUAGAAACCUUAGAGGUAUUACCAGAUGGAGAGUUGGCAAUGGGGGGGAGAUUAAUGUCCUCAAUGAUGUUUAG
Messenger RNA from Dendrobium catenatum, 2907 nucleotides. RefSeq lists its product as uncharacterized. The record is from RefSeq and is a predicted model, not a curated record. Lineage: Eukaryota; Viridiplantae; Streptophyta; Magnoliopsida; Asparagales; Orchidaceae. The transcript has 5 exons. Bases 1 to 2907 code for a protein of 968 amino acids.